Messenger RNA from Metopolophium dirhodum (rose-grain aphid), 2037 nucleotides. RefSeq lists its product as uncharacterized. The record is from RefSeq and is a predicted model, not a curated record. The transcript is spliced from 3 exons. Lineage: Eukaryota; Metazoa; Arthropoda; Insecta; Hemiptera; Aphididae. Bases 1 to 2037 code for a protein of 678 amino acids.
AUGUCAUCGAUUGAAGACAUUUUUGUCAAUGGAAUGUUGACACCUCAAAUAGUUGUACCAAUUAUCGGUGAUGGUGCCUGCCUUUUCCGUUCAAUAUCAUUUUAUUUGUUUAACACUCAAGAAAGAUGUCAGGAGAUCCGAAAUAAAAUUGUUUCGUAUGUGUCUGAUAAUUGGAAUAAUUUUAUUACUAUGUCUUACAAUUCAAAUGGUGACAACUUUUCCACUGCUGAGGCUUAUGUUCGUGAAAUGGUCAAUCCUACUGUCUACGGUGGUUAUUGCGAAUUGGUUGCAGCUGGAAAUAUUUUCCCAUUUUUAUUUCAAAUUUAUUAUAAUCAUAAUCUUUAUGCUAAAUUUGGUGUAGAUACAUUCCCAAAAUUAUCUGGUCUAGCAUAUAAUCCCACUAUUGAUUAUAAAAAUAACAUUGGUAGUAUGAACCAAAAAUGUAAUUUUUGUAACGCUCUCAAGUGGAAAGGCGAAAUUCCUGGUAUGUGCUGUAAUAUAGGUAAAACACAACUCGAUCCCUUACAGCCGCCCCCAGAACCAUUACGCAGUUUACUUGAGGGAGACCAUCCUGAUCAUGAUCACUUCAUUAAUCGUACUAGGAAAUAUAAUAGUUGUUUUCAAAUGACUUCGUUUGGUGCUAAACAGAUUGUUGAAGAAGGUUUUAUGCCAACAUUUAAAGUGCAAGGCCAAGUCUACCAUUUGUACGGCAGUUUGAUUCCAAAUACUCAGGAAAACCCACAAUUUUUACAAAUAUAUUUUGUUGGCGAAGAUGAAAAAGAAGUUCAACUUAGAUGCUCUCUUUAUCCAGAAGUUAAACAAGCAUUAGUCAAACAGCUACAAAAUAUGCUGCAUACUGAAAAUAAGUAUAUUCGAGAGUUAAAAACCACAAUAGAUAAUGCAAGUCAAAAUAAUACUAAUUUUCAGGUGGUUAUUCACGCUGAUAGAAAAUCUGCUAAUGGACACAAAGGCUGUUAUAAUGCUGCAACAUGUAAUGAAGUAGCUUUAGUUAUAGUUGGGCAGCAGUUUGAAAAACGUGAUAUUAUUAUUCAAAGCCACGAUAAUCGAUUACAACGGAUAAGUGAAUUACACAGAUCCUACGACGCACUUCAAUACCCUCUAAUGUUUUGUUAUGGAGAAGAUGGAUACUCAAUAGAUAUUUCUCAGAAGGAUGCAACUACAAAAUUAAUUACAGAUAAAACUGUAUCUGCUGCCAAUUUUUAUUCAUAUAAAAUUAUGGUAAGGAAAGAACAAGAUAAUCAUUUGCUUCGUUAUGGUCCAUUGUUCAACCAAUAUUUAGUAGAUAUGUACGCAAAAAUAGAGACUGAAAGAUUAAAUUUCAUUAGAAAUCAUCAAAAUAAGCUUAGAGCAGAUAAAUAUAUUCAUUUAAAAGAUACCGUUGGAAGACAAGAUGUUGACGCAGAUCAACUUGGAAAAUUAGUUGUAUUGCCAUCAUCUUUUACAGGAGGCCCACGAUAUAUGCAUGAACGAUCCCAAGAUGCACUGACGUACGUUCGACACUAUGGCAGCUCAGAUUUAUUCGUAACUUUUACGUGUAAUCCAAAAUGGCAAGAAAUCCAAGAAGCACUUUUACGAGGACAAAAACAUUACCAUCGCCCAGACAUCAUUGCAAGAGUAUUUAAUCGAAAAGUUAAGGAGUUAAUAGAUCUGUUCAAAAAAGGAGAUUUGUUUGGGAAAGUGAGGUACCAUAUAUAUUCAGUUGAAUGGCAGAAACGAGGCCUACCUCACGUACACAUAUUACUAUGGUUGGAGAAUCAAAUUACAUCAGAUAUGAUAGAUAAAUUCGUGUGUGCUGAGAUUCCGAAUCCAGAUGUAGAUCCUUUACUGUACGAGAUAGUAAAGGCUAACAUGAUACAUGGACCAUGUGGACUUUUGAACAAAAAUUCUCCGUGCAUGAAAGGAGGUGUUUGCAGCAAACGUUAUCCAGUUACGCUCAUUCAAGAAACUCAAAGAGGUGAAGAUGGCUAUCCAAAAUAUAGAAGGCGAUCAACAAACGAUGGUGGUUUCAAAAAAUAA